Molecule: messenger RNA, 673 nt
Organism: Oppiella nova
Lineage: Eukaryota; Metazoa; Arthropoda; Arachnida; Sarcoptiformes; Oppiidae
Source: the annotation of a GenBank genome assembly
UGUUAGCCUUAACUGAGUGUCAGUUAAAGGGUUUUGCGUUUCAAUGCGCUUUAGUGCACAGUAUUUGUGGCAAAAGUAUAGCCAAAAAAGGUAAACAAAAAAGUUUUGAAAAACAUUUAUUUAUCUGAGGUUUGGAUCAAUUAUCUGAAGACCUCUUGAGCUGAUGGCCACCGCAAGCGAUGACCACAUCGACAGUCUGUACCUCAAGACUACUGAUCGCGCGUCGGAUCAGUUAACGGCCGUCGAGGAGUCGGCCGAUGAUAACGAUAUCGUGUGUAUGGUUUGCGGCCAAAGUGUGUCCACUAAUAGUCCUGUCGAUGAUAUCGGGAACCACUCGUCAACGACCACACAGUCUAAGACAGCGCCAGAACUGCAGAAGCAUUUGCUGACCACUCAUAAGGUUGUAAUCGCAGACAUCGACGCCAUCGGCGAAGACAUCGCGAAGUACUGCCGCUAUUGGCGACAGAAGAUGGUGGCCGUCGACUCGGAUGAAUGGAUCCACUUCUGCGCCACAAUCACCACAAACAGUGGUCCCAAUGAUGUGUCCCCUCCGGAGACCUAUUAUAUGAUCGGCGGAUCCGCUCAACAGUUCCCCGAAGACACCGCACUUCGGGAGCGCCUGAAAGCCCAGCGCCUGACGCGAGUGCUCGAGCAGUGGGAACGGGAGCGCAAC